AUGACACCACUCCCUGCUACACACAAUUUAGCGGAAGAAUUAUACAACGAAUCCCAAAUUAGAACAAAAAACAGUGAUGAGCGGUUAUUUGGAGUGAUAAAAAGGCGUUUUUCUGUAUUAUCUAUUGGAAUACGAGUAGCUAUCCCGAAAGUGAAAAAUGUUAUUGUGGCAUCAUGUGUACUGCACAAUAUCGCAAUCCACUUUAAAGAACACGAGCCCUCUGUAGAUCCUGAUGUCAGGAUACCAAAUUUAAAGCAGCCUGAAGUUCUUAACGAGCCUUUCAGAAUGGAAAAUGCUCGACAGCAGUUAAUUGAAAAUUAUUUCGUUCCGCUGGCUAGAGGAGGAGCUGGGAGAUAGUAUACAACUAGUCUACUUUGAUAUCAGUGUGAUCGCAAAACAUGCAAAUUAUGAAAAAAACUACAGAUUGAAUCACGAGAAAAAUUAAUGCAUUACAAAUUUAUUAUUAGUAUUUGAAUGGCUGAAUAACUAAAAAAUAAGUU
Belonocnema kinseyi is the source of this 500-nucleotide messenger RNA. RefSeq lists its product as uncharacterized. Bases 1 to 357 code for a protein of 118 amino acids. The transcript is spliced from 2 exons. NCBI's taxonomy places the organism in Eukaryota, Metazoa, Arthropoda, Insecta, Hymenoptera, Cynipidae. The record is from RefSeq and is a predicted model, not a curated record.